AUGGUGAAUGGUGAUGGUGGUGAUGGUGGCAGCAAUGGUGGACUUAUAAUGGUGGUGCUAAUAGAGGGAUGUGGUGGUUGGGGUGCAGAGUUAACAAUGGUGGUAGGGCAGCGGUUGCGUUGGCAGUGGUGGUGGAUAUGGUUGCAGUGGUGGUGGUGGAUGUGGUUGCAGUGGUGGCAAUUUCAGUUUGGUGGUGGUGGUGACGGUGGUGGUAAUGAUGGUGGCAACAAUCGUGGUAGUGGUGAUUAUGGUUGUGGUGGCAGCGGUGGCGAUUGCAGUUAUGGUGGUGGUGAUGGCAGUGAUGGUGGUGACAAUAGUGGUAGUAGCGGUUGUGUAUGUGAAUGUGGUGACAGUGGUGAAAGUUGUGGUUAUGGUGAUGGUGGUGGUGGUGGUGGUAACAGUGUUGGUGAUAGGUGA
Pyrus x bretschneideri (Chinese white pear) is the source of this 417-nucleotide messenger RNA. RefSeq names its product loricrin-like. Bases 1 to 417 code for a protein of 138 amino acids. The record is from RefSeq and is a predicted model, not a curated record. The transcript has a single exon. NCBI's taxonomy places the organism in Eukaryota, Viridiplantae, Streptophyta, Magnoliopsida, Rosales, Rosaceae.